Paramormyrops kingsleyae is the source of this 1990-nucleotide messenger RNA. It is a transcript of the gene gnpnat1, whose product is annotated as glucosamine-phosphate N-acetyltransferase 1. The record is from RefSeq and is a predicted model, not a curated record. Gene Ontology annotation, molecular function: glucosamine 6-phosphate N-acetyltransferase activity. NCBI's taxonomy places the organism in Eukaryota, Metazoa, Chordata, Actinopteri, Osteoglossiformes, Mormyridae.
ACGGAGGGGGCUGGCGGAGGCGUUUCCGGCUGAUUGUGGUCAAGAAGCGUCCUGUUAGUCAUAUACAGGUUGAAAAGUGUAUAGCCUCAUAGGUCCUUUACUGUCCAGGUUUCUUCUUCUUGAUGUCACCGGUUAAAGUGCAAUCUGACAAGCCAAAAAAGAUGCUUGGGCUGUGGAAUGUUACUGGAUGAGACUCCGCUUUUUGACCCCACUCUUCUCCAGGAACUGGAUUGGAGUAGCAACACUGUCCCAUUCUCUCCUCCCAUUUCCCCAGCCCAGCCUGGAGAGGGUCUCAUUCUCCGUCCUCUUCACACUGCAGACCUCAACCGAGGAUACUACAAACUUUUAUCUCAGCUCACUUUAGCAGGUGAUGUCACACCAGAACAAUUUAUCAAGAAUUUUGACCACAUGAGGAAAACCGGUGAUUAUUUUGUCAUUGUCGUGGAGGACAGAAAUCUUGGGCAAAUCGUUGCAACAGCAACACUCAUCACGGAACACAAAUUCAUUCAUUCGUGUGCGAAGAGAGGUAGAGUGGAGGAAGUGGUUGUGAGUGAUGUGUGCCGAGGAAAGCAGCUAGGGAAGCUCUUAGUGUCAACUCUUACACUUCUAAGCAAAAAAUUGGAUUGUUACAAAAUAACACUGGAGUGUGCUCCUAAUAAUGUGGCAUUUUAUAAAAAAUUUGGCUAUCAUGCCUCAGAAGAGACGUAUAUGCAGUGUCGCUUCUUUGAAUGAGAGCAGCUGAAGACUGCCGUCCGGCUUGAACUGUGAAGACCAGUCAUUGACACACGUGUGAGAAGGAAAAAGCAAAACCAGGAAUUUGGGUUACUCUAUGUGCUUUAUCACAGUUUGGUUAUUGGUAAUUAUUUAGAGUAUAUUUAUAUUUUGGAAUUAAUGAAUAUAUUUAAUAUUAAUCUGAAAUGAUCAUGGAGAAAUAAAGGUAAAAAAUUUUACAUCAACAAAUUUUUUGCCUUCUAAAUUUUUGGGUAUUGUUAAUGUCAAAAUGUCUUAAAGAAAUUUACAUAUAAUGACUUUACAGUAUUUUCCUUAAUUAUGCCAGUACAUAGUCAUAGUUUUUUAAAAUUGAAUGUUUGUACCGGUUUUGUAUAUUUUUCAUGAUCCAAAAUGGACCACAUAUGAAAAAUGGAAAAACAGUGCAAGAUAUUAUUCAGUCGUUAAACAAAUUAUCAAAUGGACACCUCAUGAAACACUUCAGAUGGGCUGUUUGAGUAGAUUUUGACACUGGAUAUUAAUUUAAGCUUAGCCCCCACCCCCAGAUUGGUAAUUUGAACAAGCCCCAUUUUGUAUAUUUUGUUGUUUCUUGAGACUUUGGGAUAUAUUUGUGCUAUGGCAAUUUUAACCUUUUUUUUAAAAAAUCAAAUAAAAAUGGCUUUGGGAUGAAAAGUAAAACUUUGUUAAAGGAAAGCUUUAAAUGUCUAUCACUUCAGUGAUUCAUUUAGUGACACUUUUACAUGCAUAGAUAUUUAAAAAUGGAGAGCUCAUUCUCUUGAGGACUGUGGAAGACUAACUUUGGGAUCCCAAUUAAUUGUACAAGCAUUAUUUUCAGAUGCUCCAACGUAAAAAUGUCAGAGCAUUGAUAUUAAUGGUUGUAUAUAUUUUUUGGUGGGAUAUGGUGAAGAUUGUCAUGCUGUUAUUACUUAAAUGAAUUGCACUUGUGUGAGGCUUAUUAAUGGCUUAUUUAACAGGUACUUUAUUCAGCAUUUUCUUGUUCAUUUAUUCCAUAUAUUCAAAUUACAAGUCUUAACUGGAAAAAAAUAUCAUUUUUUCAAUUCUGAUGGCUACAGUUAAUUUUCGGUUUAACUACAUAUUUUCAGAAGUUGCAAGUGAAUCUUGUAGCAUAGUCCAUAAUCUGUGAAUGAUCCUAUGACAGUUCCAAAAAUAGAGGGAAAUGGUCAUUUUAUCUUGUAUGUGUUUAGGGGUUGAUACCUGGAGAUUAUUUAAAAUAAAGUUGUAAAAAAGAAGUGACUAAAAA